AUGGAACAGCUAAUGUUUGACCUGUUGUAUGAACCUAGAGCGGAGGCUUUCACCGGGCCAAUUCAAGGUGAAAGUGCAGAUGACGAGAAAAGAGGAAAAACCUUCCUUGAUCUACAAAACAUUUUGCAGUUUGCCGAUGGUGGGUUUGGAUUUGACAAGAAUGCAUACAGGUUCAAGAAAGAAAAGGUCCUCAUAGAUGAGGUUGUGCAAAUUUUGACGAUGCCGUCUGCAUUUCGAACACCAGCGAUGCUUCAAACCGCCAGAGUAGCUGUGUUAGCAGCCGCCGAAUCCUUUGCCGAUUUUCCAUUGGAUAUGCAGACACAAAUAAUCUCACGAUCCUGGUAUGAAAGAUACGAAUCAAGGAGGGUAAUUAUAAGACAAGGUCAGCCGGCACUGAACUUUUAUUUCAUUAUUUCUGGUACUGCUGCCGUCAGUGUGUCCCGUAAGAACAGAUCAACGGGAGAGCCGUUUGAAGAGUCAGUCGCUGUUCUCAAACCCGGUCUGCUCGCAGGUUUGUGGGAGUUCCCCAGUCGGCUUUUAGCUUCGGAUGAAACAACCGCUUCCGAUGAUCCUGCCCAACCUGGACUUCCUGCUUUACUUGACCAUGUGAGGACUGCGUUUGACCUUAACUGUAUUGCUGUGGCCGAAUGGGAUCCUGCAUACGUUGGCCAAGUCACUCAUUUGUUUUCCCAUAUUCGAAUGACCUACGUCGUGCAAUCGUUGGAGCUACCGCCACAAUCGGAAAGCCUUCCAAUUCUCUUUUUUGGUCGCUGGAUCUCUUUGUCUGCUUUCGAGUCAGCACCAGUUUCUACAGCCACUAGAAAGGUUUGCCCUUGCCCUACAAAUGUCCAUUUUAACUUCGUAUUUUGGACCCAAGGGAUCAUUUUAUUCCAAACGUCAUACUGUCAUUUUUCUAUAUUGUCUUCUCUACUAAACGCUGUCAUUUGGAAUCUUGUAAAAUAUUUUCGCGUUACGAUUGUCACCGACACUAGGAAGCCCAAAUCUCUGUGUGCAUACGUUCAGCAACUUACAACCUAUUAUUGAUGUCCUUCGUAUUUGGAUCCUCUGCGUUUCGCUGCACCCAUUGCAGUUGAGAAACUGAACUGGACCGAACUGGAAGUCAUAUGGACCCAUAACAUCAAGGACUUAAGACGUGUGGGCGGCAGGCUGUUCUGGUUACAUUUCAUUACUGCCCCCGAUUUUUGCGCAUUUCCAAAGUCACUCUGUGGAGGCUGUCCCAGACAAGUCGCAGACUCACAGCAGGCCGAUUCGAAUCAGACCGCCCGGUUGUAAAACGGUUGAUGCGAAACAACUUCGGUUGGACAAAUUUCUUAAAUGACACACACGAGAUGCCAAUCAGACUCUAUUUUUUCAACUUCUGUCAUAUUUUUGAGAAUACAGCAAGUUUUAUUCUUUUCCA
Messenger RNA from Dicrocoelium dendriticum, 1420 nucleotides. NCBI's taxonomy places the organism in Eukaryota, Metazoa, Platyhelminthes, Trematoda, Plagiorchiida, Dicrocoeliidae. The record is from the annotation of a GenBank genome assembly.